Messenger RNA from Neospora caninum, 2277 nucleotides. RefSeq lists its product as hypothetical. The coding region runs from base 1 to 2277 and encodes 758 amino acids. The transcript has 9 exons. NCBI's taxonomy places the organism in Eukaryota, Apicomplexa, Conoidasida, Eucoccidiorida, Sarcocystidae. The record is from RefSeq and is a predicted model, not a curated record. Gene Ontology annotation, molecular function: 2-oxoglutarate-dependent dioxygenase activity.
AUGCAACGGAACUUACAGUGGCUGUGGCGUCUCGGCGCCGACUAUCGGGGCUUCUGCCCUCUUCGGGAAAUCUCGCGGCCUUCCUCGUCGAGACUGACGAGCGUAGACCCGAGCGGCGACGGACGUUUCUCUUCUGCUGCUUACCUCCGGCCGAUUCGCCGAGUCUCGCUUGUCGGCGAUUGCUGCGCGAGAAGUCGCGAGGCCGCGCCGUCGGAAGGAAGAGAGAACUGGGACGGAGAGGCUGAGGCGGCUCUGCGUUGCUGCGGUCACAAGAACCUGAACGGAAAGCAGGAGGAACAGGCAGUGCAGGGGCCGCAUCCUCACGAGGCGAGCCGAGGAGAACCGUUCUGCUCGAGAUGCUUUUAUGAAACUUUCGUGAUGACCCGAACUCCCGCCCUCAUUGUGUCUUGGGCGUCCGAAGACAAGCUCCGUCCACCGCUCCGAAGCAAAGCGAUAACUGGACAGGCAACCAAAACUCGAAAACGAGAGAGGACAUCUUCGCCCUCUUCUCUCUCUUCGGCCGCUUCGCCUUCGUCGCUUGCUUCUUGCCUCUCAGGGUCGGUCGUGGACGUCGCUCUUUUGCAGCGAGAGUGGCUGCAUGUUGCAGCCUUGAAGCGGCGAGCGGGCACCCUGGAGGUGGACGUGGAAGAGCGAGAGCGACGCACAAGUGUCUCUUCGAGGAACGGCGAAAGGGGCGCAGCAGGCGCCUUCGGCGAGGCCAACCGUGAGGCGAACUUCGGGCAGGGCGCGUUUCGGCGUUGCCGUUUUGCGGAGUUCCUGGACCGCCUCGAAAACGGCGACGAAACGCUCUAUCUCACCACUCAGCGAGUUCCUCAUUCGCGCGACGGUCCUCGACGCCUCUGUGGGGCACCUCUGAUGAGCCCGCUGGCCGUCGAUUUUCCUGCAGUUCCUUCUCUGUUUGGCAAUCUACAGCCGUACCAGUACAACCUUUGGUGCGGCCAUGCAGAGUCGGGAAGCACAACGGGACUCCAUCACGACUUCCAUGACAAUUUGUAUGUUCUCCUCCGAGGCCGCAAGAUUUUCCGGCUGUUCAGUCCGCGGUGCGCGGGCCUUCUUCCCACGAAAGGCCAGGUGACGCGAGUCUAUCCAAAUGGGUUGAUUUGUUAUUCGUCUUAUAUUCGAGAGGAUGGCGGGCACGAGCAUGCAGUGAGAAGGUGGAAGCAGGAGAAGGCCGAAGAGCGCCUCUCCCUGCUCCAGGAACGGCUAGAGGCAUGCACCCGGAGGAGGAGCGAGGCCGCGAAGGAGACAGGAGACAGGGUAGAAAAGGCGGAAGGAGCGAAGCUCGCUGAAGACGACCGCGCAGAAUCCGCAGCAGACUUAGAGCUGCAAAUCGCAGAGGCUGAACGCGAGCUCGACGACCUUCUUGACCAAGCACUGGAAGACAUGGUCGAAAGUGAAGACGAGUCGACUGCGUCCGAGAGUGAAGAUGUGUCGGAAGAGACAACGCCUAACGCCUUACGUAUGGGCCGGCUGGUUGGCGAGGGCGAAACGCCGGAACACUUCUGCUUGGAAAACACGCGCGAGAGAACGCCCUCAGACAGACGCAGAGAGGGCUACGGCGACACAGCGGAACCCAUCACGCCCGACAACGUCCUUUCAAAGUUCUGGGAAGUCGAAAUUCUUCCGGGGGAAAUGUUGUAUCUGCCUGCCGGCUGGUUUCACGAGGUUCAUUCUUUCUCGAGCCGCACCGACCAGAGUAGCGGCGUGACGCAGGGUCAAGCGCCUUUCCACAUGGCGCUGAAUUUUUGGUUUCACCCCCCCGUUUUUGGAGCCUCCUACGAGCUGCCCUACGGAGACACUUUCUGGAAAGACCGCACGCGCCCGCUCUUAGAGGCUCACAGCUCGCUGAUUGCAAAGUUCGACGGCUCAGCCUCUGGGCCACAGACAGCCGACGCGAAAGGCGUCACCGCACCAGCGACAGUGCCCAGGUCCCUUAGAUCAGGACAGGCGGAAGGCGGAGAAAAUGCAGCACAGAAAAGCGACGGAGAGAGGCAAAAGGAAGACGCAGACGAAGAGAGCAGCGGAUGCUUCUACUCGAGCGGAAGCGGCAGCUGUCGAAAGGAGACACCCGGCAGCAGAAAACGACUGCACGGCUCCCGCGCAGCGCAAACAGAUUCUUUUCAAAGCACACUGCGGAUUGGACAGAAACGCCUUGUUGAUGCCUGGCAAGCGCACUGUGCUCUCAAAUACGCGGGGAGAAGGUGCCUCAUGUAUCGAGUCCGGCCCGAGUUUUGCUACUUCUUCGAUCCUGCAUGA